UGUACCUAUUUUUUCAACAUGAACAGCACAUCCUGUUCCUGCUUUUGACUGUGUAAUUUCCUCUCUGACUUUGACUGACGCAUUUCACAAACCCACAGCUGGCAAGUGUUCCCUUGUAGCGCCUUUUGGUCUAAGGCAUGGCGGGCGUGUGGCAGAGGUUACUGUGGCCCUGGAUCGUCUUGGUGAUCGUCAGGGCGAGAGCGAACGCACUUCCAGACAUCACUGAUGAGGAAUUCAUUGGCAAAUGUGUCAGGGAGCACAACAAGGCACGCUCAUCUGUUAGUCCACCUGCAUCUGACAUGCUGUACAUGACAUGGGACAAACGCCUAGCAAUCACUGCAAAAGCAUGGGCAGAGCGCUGUGAGUUUAGACACAAUGAAGACCGACACAGCCAUCCAGAAUUUUCCUCUGUAGGGGAGAACAUAUGGGCAGGCCACCCAACAUCUGAAUUCUCUGUAAACAAAUCUGUGGAAAAAUGGGUGAGUGAAAAGGAAGACUACAACUACAAAGACAAUAAAUGCAACGCUAACAAGGAAUGUCGUCAUUAUACACAGAUUGUGUGGGCAUCCACACACAAGGUCGGCUGUGCCGCCCAGCUUUGUUCAAACGGCAUUGGUAAAUUCCAUACUGCAAGUGUCUUUUUUGUGUGUAACUACGGUCCACACGGUAACUUAAGAGGAAUGCAUCCAUAUAAUACUCAAGGGCCAGCCUGCUCUCGAUGUACAGGCAAUUCCAGCUGUCAGGAAAGUCUUUGCCGCUAUGACUGGACCCCAGAUUGGGCGCCUUCCCACUCCGGUCGAGCAAAUUAUGUGGCCAUUCUCAUCACGCGGCCCAUUGCCCUCCUCUUCACCAUUGUCACGGCACAUGCUGUACACUACAAGUACCCCAAUGUUUUCUGCUAUGAAUAGUGCUCAUGCAACAGCUACUUUUAUUUUGUCUAUAGGCGGCUUUUGAAUCUCAGCUGCAAUAAAGAGAAAUUUAGAAUAAUAUACGUGCUAAAAUUUCACAUCUAAAUAACUAGGAAAACAAUGUGUGAGCUAUAAUAACAAUUUCUCUGUCUGCUAAAAAAGGAGCUACAAACUGUCAGUCAUUACAGCUGCACAAAUACCGUAAAUGUUUGAGAUUUUAUUUUGUGUGAUGUGAAAUUUAUUAUGUUUUACAGCCUAUGACAGUAUCAUCAGCGCAAUGCAUCAGUAGUUUUCAACACUCUUGAGCAUUAAUGCACCUACUGAGAACCCAGAUUAGGUACCAGAUGUUUGUGGAGAGACCAGAAUAAUACAGGGUGACAUUUAAAUUUUAUGAACAGAGCUCUAAACAAACCCUAGCAACAAUAUUUAAGGUGAUAAUGUUCCAAAAUUAGCUUUACAGAUUUUACUCACAAAAUAAGAUCCAGAUUGCUAAGAUAACAGACAUAUUUCCCUAAGACGUAUUGAACUUAAAAACAGAGGAAAACAUAUUUUCUAAUGUGUGAACAAUUACCAUACAAAAUCUGAAGAAUAAAAAAAUGCCUGUGAUGCUUUAUACUGGAAUUUGUUUCACUCCAAGCAUAAAACAUUUAUUCUGAGUCCUUUCACUGUCCAGCGAACCCCAGGUCACUUAACAAAGCAUGUGUUACGGAAGCAGCGAGGCUGUUCAGCCUUUGCUUUUAGAUUUGUUAUUCUUCUUUUUGAUGUUGCUGGGAGGAGCUGGAUUCACUGGCGGAGGAGCCCCCAGUUUCUUAGUUUUGGCCUUCUUUACUUUGUCCUUGAUGGUUUCAAUGUCCAGCUUGUUUUGUGAAGGAGCUGUGACACGACAAGAUUAAAGGAAAUAUUAUGACACUG
Molecule: messenger RNA, 1820 nt
Organism: Betta splendens (Siamese fighting fish)
Lineage: Eukaryota; Metazoa; Chordata; Actinopteri; Anabantiformes; Osphronemidae
Gene: glipr1a
Product: GLI pathogenesis-related 1a
Exons: 5
Coding region: 138-908 (256 amino acids)
Cellular component (GO): extracellular region
Source: RefSeq, a predicted model, not a curated record